Molecule: messenger RNA, 807 nt
Organism: Sclerotinia sclerotiorum 1980 UF-70
Lineage: Eukaryota; Fungi; Ascomycota; Leotiomycetes; Helotiales; Sclerotiniaceae
Exons: 1
Coding region: 1-807 (268 amino acids)
Molecular function (GO): protein binding
Source: RefSeq, a predicted model, not a curated record
AUGUCCAUGGAUAUGGUCACUGUCUACAUCAAAGGUGAAAACGGCUCAGUCGACGGCCCUCCCUUCAACCUCCACAAAUCCUUCUUUACCCACGUCUCUCCGUACUUCGAAGCGGUCUUUAAUUCUGGAUUUGCCGAGUCUGAAAUCCAAACCUUAAAUUUCGCCGAGUCUAACCGCGAGAUAUUUGCCAUGUUGGUCGAUUGGGUCUAUAAGAAAGACCUCAAGGCUCUCGCUGCCUUCGAGCUUGAUGAUCGUAAGAACCUUCCCGUCGGUAUCAGACUCAGCGCCCUCCAAGGAAAUGACCUAGAGGAAUAUAUCAAGAAAUCUCAGGAAACAGCCUUUGAGCAUACUACAAAGCUGAUUGACCUCUGGUUUUUUGCAGAUAAGGUAAUAAUUCCAGAGUUACAAAAUGCUGCUCUUCAGGCCAUAGAAAUACUCCGCUUCUUUACUCCUUUACAAGGAGUUCCAGCGGAUAUCUCUCGAGCAGUCUACGACAAGACACCAAAAGGUUCUCCUCUACGCUUGUACCUUGCUGAAACCACUCUGCGUCGCUUGCAACCUAAUUCUGGGAAUGAAGGCGAGAACUUUCACCCAGAUAUGUUAGUAGAUAUCUUCAAUUUUGUGAAGAUUGUUGGUGCAGAUGCUAAAUUGCGCCAUUAUGGGUUAUCUGAAAAGGUAAUGGUGGCUUACUUUGUCCCUAAUAAGGGAGAUGCUCAUCUAGAGGGCAAUCCUAUCGUUACUGCCCCCCUUGCAGAUGACAUUUGGAUCAGCUUGUGGGAGCUUAGAAGAUAUGCGUUGAAGUUUUGA